Molecule: messenger RNA, 486 nt
Organism: Thelazia callipaeda (thelaziosis nematode)
Lineage: Eukaryota; Metazoa; Nematoda; Chromadorea; Rhabditida; Thelaziidae
Source: the annotation of a GenBank genome assembly
AUGAUUGUCAUAGUUGAUGCUUACGAGUUACGUCGCUUGGCACGCCGCUUCAAAAAAUUAGAUUUGGAUGGUUCAGGAAGUCUAAGCGUCGAUGAGUUUAUGUCCUUACCAGAGCUGCAACAGAAUCCAUUGGUUCAAAGAGUUAUCGACAUUUUUGAUGAAGAUGGCGAUGGAGAAGUUGAUUUUAGAGAAUUUAUUCAGGGAAUAUCGCAGUUCAGUGUAAAGGGCGACAAAACUGUUAAACUUAAAUUUGCCUUUCGCAUAUAUGAUAUCGAUCGAGAUGGUUAUAUUUCAAACGGCGAACUGUUUCAAGUUUUAAAAAUGAUGGUGGGAAACAAUUUGAAAGAUAACCAAUUACAGCAAAUAGUCGAUAAAACGAUACUCUUUCACGAUAAGGACGGUGAUGGCAAAAUAUCGUUCGAUGAGUUUUGUGAUGUUGUGGAGCACACUGAAGUACAUAAAAAAAUGGUGCUAGAAAAUAUUUGA